Messenger RNA from Eleginops maclovinus (Patagonian blennie), 5212 nucleotides. It is a transcript of the gene myom1a, whose product is annotated as myomesin 1a (skelemin). The record is from RefSeq and is a predicted model, not a curated record. NCBI's taxonomy places the organism in Eukaryota, Metazoa, Chordata, Actinopteri, Perciformes, Eleginopidae. Gene Ontology annotation, molecular function: protein binding.
UGACGGUGUCUUGCACAUUUUGCCAAGUGGCAGCAUUAUUUUUGUUCAGUGGACUGCCCGUCCUGUCCACCGCCCCUCACCCUGCUGCUUCCCCAGGAUCUGGACUUGCUUUAGCUACUUUUGGAAUUAGCACACCUUUUCUCUGAUUUUCAACUAUUGAGGAUUGGUGAAUCCUUAGUUGUGAGCUGGUUAAGUAAAGAACAGUCAACAUAUCAGUUGGCGGAGUGGCCCUCAGGAUGCAAGGAUCAGUACAAGUAACACAGAAGCUGCAGCAGCGGCAGGAACUGCGGCAGGAACAGCAGCAGCAUCACUUUGAGAGCAGCUUUCACCUGAGCUCCAAGUCGUCUGUUAGCCAACAAUCGUUCGCCGCUUACAAGACCAGCAGCCGUCGCCUGCAGACCACUGUGAAGACAGAGAAGGGGCAGGAGGUGGUUAAACUGAGCCCGCUACCUAAGAGAGCCAAACGCACCUACCUUGCAAUGGACACGGACAAGGAAGUUAUCGGCUAUGUCAUUCCUAUAUUUAGAGCCAAUCAUGAAUCUAUUCGCGGUCUGAUUGAGUCCCACGAGGAGGAUGUCACAGAGGAGGGGAUUAACUACGUGGCCAUGAGGAACCUGUUUGUCAGGGAGGCCAGGGAGGCUAGGGAGGUCAAAGUGGAGAAGAAAACCAGAACCACGCAUAUCAGGGAAGUUGCCGGACGCGUGGAAAUGGGCAAGACUAUGGAGGAGUGGUCAGAGUUCCGUAAGAAAAUGAACCCAGACAGCCUGACACACCUUCCAGAGUUUAUCGUCAAGCCCCGUGGACAAACUGUCUGGGAGGGGAAGACCGUGAAGCUGCACUGCACUGUGGCUGGAUGGCCCAAACCCAGGAUUGCCUGGUACAAAAACAAUGUGCUCAUCGAUGCCAAGGCCAACCCCGAGAAGUACACAGUGGAGAGCAGUUACAACAUGCACUCCCUGGAGAUCAAGAACUGCGAUUUCCUUGACACUGCUCAGUAUUACGUCUCUGCCCUCAAUGUGAAAGGAGAAGCUUCCUCUUUGGCUACUAUUGUUGUCAAAAGGUUCCAGGAGGGUGCAGAAGCAGGCCCACUCGAUCCGAAGCCACAUGGUUUCUGCGCUGAGCACGGUGUCACCUUUAAAACCACCAUCAUUGAUCAUUUCGAAGUGGCCUUUGGCCGUGAAGGCGAGACUAUGAGUCUUGGCUGCACUGUCAUUGUUUAUCCCACUGUAAAAAAAUACCAGCCGGAGGUCGUGUGGUACAGAGACUCUGUCCCAUUGAAGCCCUCUAAAUGGGUCCACACCCACUGGUCUGGGGAGCGUGCCACAAUCACACUUGUCCACCUCAACAAGGAAGACGAGGGCAUGUAUACCGUUCGUGUCAACACCAAAUCUGGCUUUGACACCUACUCUGCUUAUGUGUUUGUGAGAGAUGCUGAUGUGGAGGUGGAGGGGCUUCCCGUGGCUCCCCUGGAUGUGCGCUGUCAUGAUGCCAACAAGGACUAUGUGGUGGUGACCUGGAAGCAGCCAGCGGUGGAGGGCAGCAGCUCCAUCCUGGGAUACUACAUCGACAGGUGCGAGGUGGGCACUCACCACUGGGCUCAGUGUAAUGACGCCCCGGUGAAGUACGCCCGCUUCCCCGUCACAGGUCUGGUGGAGGGCCGUUCCUACGUCUUCAGAGUGCGCGCCCUGAACAAGGCAGGAGUCAGCAGUUCAUCCCGUGUCUCCGAGGCGGUGGUUGCCAUGGAUCACUCAGACAGAGCCCGCCUCAGAGCUGGCCCCUCAGCCCCUUGGACUGGGAUUAUCAAGUUCACAGAGGAGGAUACCACCGUGGGCGUUGUCCCCGGGGAACCCUCUGAUGUUGUGGUUACUGAGGCGACCAAGAGCUACGUGGUGCUCGCCUGGAAGCCUCCGAUGCAGCGCGGUCAUGAAGGAGUCAUGUAUUUCAUCGAGAAGUGUGUUUCUGGGUCAGACGCCUGGCAGAGGGUGAACACCGGCAUGCCCGUCAAGUCUCCUCGCUUCGCCCUGUUCGACCUGGCAGAGGGGAAAUCCUACAGCUUCCGUGUUCGCUCCUGUAACUCCGCUGGUGUGAGCGAGCCCUCUGAAUCCACAGGAGACAUCACAGUCGGAGAUAAACUGGACCUGCCCUCAGCUCCUGGCAAUCCAGUGGCCACCAGGAACACCAACACCUCCGUGGUAGUCUUCUGGGCUGCCUCUAAGGAUGUCAAACACCUGGCCGGCUACUACAUUGAAUACAGUGCGGUGGGCACCGAUGAAUGGAUACCUUGCAACAACAAACCUGUCAGGAAGACCAGGUUUGUGUGCCACGGCCUGACUACCGGGACAAACAUUGUGUUUAGAGUGAAGGCAGUGAACGCUGCAGGAUACAGCCUGAGCUCUGCCAACUCUGAAGCUGUGGUUGUGCAAGCUGCCAUCGCCAUCUCUGGAAGCCCCACUGCUGUGACCCGUGAGGCUGUGAAGGAUUACAUGACGCUGGCCUGGACUGAGCCUGCUUUCAAUGGAGGAGCCGAUAUCCGGGGAUAUUUUGUGGACCACAGGACCGUGAAGGGAGGCGUUGUUGGAAAAUGGCAUGAGAUGAACCACAAGGCACUGACUACUACCUCCUAUAAAGCUGAGAACCUGAAGGAGAACGUCUUCUACCAGUUCCAGGUGCGCGCUAUGAACAUGGCAGGUGUGAGUAAAGCCUCUCAUCCCAGCUCAGCCAUAGAGUGCAAGGAGUGGACCAUUACUGUGCCAGGUGCUCCUGUGGGUCUUCAUGCGCUGGAGGUCCGUGACACCUCGGCCGUGGUCCUGUGGGAGCCGCCUGCAUUCAGUGGCCGCACUGCUGUCAAUGGAUACUAUCUGGACCUGAAGCUGGCCUCUGCUGGAGAGGGAGGCUGGAAGGCUGCUCACGAGAAGGCCAACAAGGGGAAAUACAUGAAGGUGACAGGGUUGAAGGCGGGUGCUUCCUACGUCUUCCGUGUGCGUGCUCAAAAUCUGGCCGGCGUCGGAAAGUCCUCAGCAGCUUUAGGUCCAAUCCUGUCCCAGACUCGCCCUGGCACCAAUGAGAUUUAUGUGGAUGUGGAUGAUGAUGGUGUGAUCUCUAUGCUCUUUGAGUGCUCUGAGAUGAAGGAGGGCUCUGAGUUUGUUUGGUCCAAGAACUACAAGACUAUGUCAGAUACCUCUCGCCUUACUGUUGUCACUGAAGGGAGCAAGUCCAGAGCCAUCUUCAACAGUCCCUCCCUGGAGGAUCUGGGCACCUUCUCCUGCGUUGUCACCAACACUGAAGGUUUCUCCUCCAGCUACACUCUCACUGAGGAGGCUCUCAAACGUCUUCUGGAUAUCAGCCAUGACCACAAGUUCCCAGUUAUUCCCUUCAAGAGUGAAAUGGCCAUGGAUCUGCUCGAGAAGGGUUGCGUGCGUUUCUGGACUCAGGUGGAGAAAUGCUCCUCCGCGUGCUCUGUGGAGUAUGUCUUCAAUGAUGCCAUCAUUACUGACAACAAGAAAUACACAGUGAACUUUGACAAGUCCACCGGCAUCAUUGAAAUGUUCAUGGACUCUCUGGAGGUCACUGACGAGGGAACGUUCACCUUCAACCUGGUGGACGGCAAAGCUAAGGGGACUACCAGUCUGGUGCUCAUUGGAGAUGAAUUCAGGGAGCUUCAGAAGAAAUCCGAGUUUGAGAGGGCAGAAUGGGUCAGGAAACAAGGUCCUCACUUUGUCGAGUAUCUUGGCUUUACUGUUACUGAAGAAUGCAAUGUGCUGUUGAAAUGCAAGAUAGGAAAUGUCAAACCAGAGACUGAGAUCACCUGGUCCAAGGACAAAAUUGAGAUUGCAGAGGAUGAUGAGGACGCUGUGAAAAUCGAGAGACAGGACGGUCAUCUGAUCUUUAAUAUCGGAAAGUGGGUUAUUAAGCAGGAGAAACCGAAAGGAAAAGAAGGAAAAAAGGCAACUGCAGAGGACGUGCCGCCACCGCCAAGAGCCAAAAUUUCCAAGGCGGACGCAGGUAUUUACGAUGUGGUCCUGAGAGACGAAAGAGGCAAAGAUAAGAGCAACUUCAAUCUGACAGAUGCAGGAUACCAGGCUGUAAUGAACGAGCUGUUCAGGGUUAUUGCGACCUCCUCUUCUGAAAUCAAAAUCGUCAGUACUGAACACGGCAUCAUCCUCUCCUCCUCGGUCACGUAUUACAAUGACGAACUGCGUGUUGGAUGGCUUCAUAAAGAUUCUAAGAUUGCCGCCUCAGAGAGAGUUAAGUCUGGAGUCACAGGAGAGGAGCUUUGGCUUAAAAUCAAUGAGCCCACUGAGAAGGACAAGGGCAAAUACACCAUGGACAUCUUUGAUGGCAAGGAUGGUGUAAAGAGAGUCUUUGAUCUGAGUGGAAAGGCAUGGGAAGAGGCAUUUGAAGAAUUCCAGAGGCUCAAGGCGGCAGCAAUCGCAGAGAGAAAUCGCGCUCGUGUUGUUGGAGGCUUGCCAGAUGUGGUUGCGAUCCAAGAGGGCAAGUCCCUGAACCUGACUGGCAAUGUCUGGGGCGAGCCCGUACCUGAGGUCAGCUGGACGAAGAACGACAAGGAGCUGCUGUCUGAUGAGCGCUACCAGCUCAAGUUCGAGCACGGCAAAUUUGCAAGCAUCACGAUCUCCUCCGUCACUACGGCUGACUCUGGCAAAUAUGCUCUCCUGGUGAAGAACAAGUACGGAAAAGAGGCUGGAGAGUUCACCGUCAGCGUGUACAACCAAGAGGAAGAGGAGAAGAAAGGCUAAAGGAUGAUGCAGUUUAAUGAAAUAAAGCAGAAAAAAGAGGAACGAUUGGGCUUUCUCCAAAGCAUUUUACCCCGGCACAUGCCGGUGCACUGAGCAGUUUUAAAUAAAUGAUUCAUACAGCUGCUUCCUCCUGUGUCUUUCAUGUGCUGGGCUAAAGAGCUUUGGGCAUUGCUUAUUGAGGAAGCAAACAAUGGAUGUGAUACAGAGGGGAUAAUUGUGUGCUUUUAGUUGCUAACUAGUUUUCUGUCACUUGUGAGCCUUUCAGCAGUAAGUGUUAUGUGUAAUCUUGGGAGAAUGUUGACAUGUUAUUAAUCCUUGUUUUAGCAAUAAAGGCCAGCAAAAGCACGACACAGUUUUCUUACGGUUUUACAUUUGGAAAACCUUUGACCUCUGAAUCCAACUCAUGCCUGAGGUGUAUACACUGUAAAAAAAAUAAAGGAAAACACUGAUGUCAUGAA